AUGGUUGAUGAAGUGAGCACAAGCUCGUUCUCACAAUUUGCUCAAGCUUUAUCGCAAAGUAGAGAUCAGCCUGUAAGCUCUUUACUUGAUCCAGCAAACGGAUUGGCAUUGUUAUUUGCAGAGACUUGUGAAGCUCGUGCAACAAAUGCAUUUGAAGAAGGAGGAACAGAUUUAUACGAGGAAGACGAAGGAGAUGACGCAUUAGCAUGGAGAUUGGAAGAACAAACUUGGAGAUUGAUUCAUCAAUUGCAUGCAGAGCGCGUUCAACGUUUAAAUGAACAAAGAGCUGGUAUUGAUGGAGAUGCACUCGCCUCUUCAUCAAGAUCAAAUCCAUACAGAACACCAUUCGCGGCUGUACAAGAUAUACUAGAGGCUGAUGCAGCUCUUGCUGAGCUUAAAAUCGUUCGCGAUUGGUUGUCUAAUAAUCUUGCAUACAUUCAUCCAGUAGAGGUGCGAAAAGGAUAUUGGCCUUUCACAAAGAACAAGUUGCGUAAUGAAAGAAGGUCAGGAUCAGCUGGAAGCACACAGGCUAGUAAGGGUAGACCUUCCACCUUCGGCAGCAGAUCUGGAUUCGCCAGUACGGCUAUGGGCAAAGGCGUUAAGUCAUUAGACCCAGACGCAACAACUCGUGAAGGAUCUACUCUAGAGCUAGAGGAUGCCGCCUACGAGAAAGCUUUGAACAAGACCUUAUUCGAGUACACAAGAGGCGGUCAAUUGGACAAUGCGAUAGAUCUAGCACGACAAACGGAUCGAACAUGGAGAGCUGCUAGCUUGCGAGGAGCGACACUUUACUGGAGGUCAGGGUUGGACAAUGACAUGGACGAUGAGCUCACAACCCCGAUGGGCAAUCGAAAUAGAGCAUUAUGGAAAGCAGUCUGUCGCUCGCUGUGUGCAAAAUCAUCAGUUGAUGAAUACGAACGAGCUCUGUACGGUGCCUUGUCAGGAGAUUUGAAAUCUGUCUUGAACGUUAGUACUACAUGGGAUGCACAAUUAUGGGCGUAUGCCAAUGCCCGGCUUGAAAGUGCAAUUGAUCACAAGUUGAACAAAUUAGACAAUUGGUGGAGUCAAGAUGCGGCAGAUAGAUUCGGUCUUUCUUCAACAUCAAAAGAGCUUGGAUCAGUCCAGCUCCAAGAACUACGCAUUCCAGGCUCAAAUGUAGGGAAAAUGCUAGAAUCGAAAAUGGCUUUAGAUGAGGAUGCUCCGCUUGCUGUAGAACUGCGUGAUGUGUUCAUCAAGCUUGGUCAGACUGAACAAAAUAAUGUUCAUGUUCAGGCAAAUCACCCAUUCCGUAUCGUUCAACGUGCUAUCAUCUUGUCCGAAUUACCGGCACUUCUGACGCACAUCGAAUCUUUGUUGCCUUCGAUGCGUGUGACAGUAUCUCCUCAGCAAUAUGCAAGAUUAACAAGAUUCUUUGCGCAUUUGAUUCUCUUUCUCCGUUUGAUCAAAUGGGACAACAUGCCGAAUGAUAUCGUUUGCAAUUCUAUCUUGAAGGCAUACGUUGAUGUAUUGGAAAACGUAGGUGAGGCUGAUUUAGUCGCCCUCUAUGCAAGCAGUCUGGAGCGUGAAAGUGCUACAGAGAGUUAUGCACAUUACCUCAAACUUAUGGAGCCAAGAGAACGGAUGGAGGCAAAAGAAGCUGCUCUAAGGCGAGCGCAAGAGAAUGAUUUGGAUGUAGCUGCUGUUGCAAGCACGGUUGUAGCGAUGAUCUUGGACGAGAUAAUCCCAUCAAUGGCAUCCAAUGCACCAAUUCCAAAGAUUCCAUUGGUCGAGCUCAGCGUUGGAAUAACGCCAUCUGAAGAACGAUUGAUUCGAGCGAUCGAUUGGCUUUGCAUUGAUGAAAGCACGCAUAUCACUGCAAUCAUUACGGUGAACCAGCUGCUACGAUUGUUCCUCAAUAAUGGUCGUCUAAAUGCUGCACGUACACUGCUGUUCGACGUUCCGUCCGAUGUGAUUGAGAAGAUUGGCCUGUUGGAAGAAGCAGGCGAUGGAGAUCUACAAGCGACAGAAUUCGUUCAUUGGAGAUCGUUCUUUGAUGCUCUGGAUCAUCACCUUCGAUUUGUCGAAUUGUGGAACAGACGUCCUGCUGAGAACGCACCUUCCCGCUUAGAUCGACUCAAUUGGACGAAAGCGCUCAAUGGGGUAGUGGAGGAUGCCCAAAUUGUGAUUAGACAAGUUCUAGAGAUGGAUUGGAUCAAAUUGUCGUUACCGGUUCUGGAUACUCAAACAGCGCUCAGAUUGGAAGAAUUGACACGAAUUCGUCGAAUCUACAUUCCCGAACUGGUGUUUAGGUUGCAUUCGAUGUUGUAUGAAUCAAGUUCGGUUUUACCGCAAACACUUGCCUCGGUUAUUCAAUUGCCUAAUCUUGUGGCGGAUGAGAAUCAUAAGCUUUAUUUGGACUUCAUCGCUGGGGAUGACAACCGCUUGCCGGAGUAUCUAGAAUUGGUACGGAUAGCGGAAAUGUCGAGUUUAGGACAGAACCCUGAUCCAUUCUACUUGAGUGCGAACACUCAAUCAGCUAUCGGACAAUCAGUCUAAAAUUGUACAAAAUAAGUUCUAAUGAAUGAAAAAUUGAAAAUAUGGU
Molecule: messenger RNA, 2581 nt
Organism: Meira miltonrushii
Lineage: Eukaryota; Fungi; Basidiomycota; Exobasidiomycetes; Exobasidiales; Brachybasidiaceae
Product: nuclear pore protein 84/107
Exons: 2
Coding region: 1-2535 (844 amino acids)
Biological process (GO): mRNA export from nucleus; protein import into nucleus; post-transcriptional tethering of RNA polymerase II gene DNA at nuclear periphery
Cellular component (GO): nuclear pore; nuclear pore outer ring
Molecular function (GO): structural constituent of nuclear pore
Source: RefSeq, a predicted model, not a curated record